GAUGAGGCGGAGAUGCCCCAGGCAGCCCUCAAGGGCUGACUUUCUCUGGAAACAAGCCGUCACCUACCAAUGUGAAACAUAAACUAAUCAAUAGAAAUAUCUCUGCUCAAAGUUCAGACCUGUACUAGUUUGACCAGCCAUCUUGCAUGUACCUUGGGGGCACCGAAAAGCGAAAACGAUAUUUAAAUCAUGUUUAAUGUUCACCUUUGGUUGUAGACCCUUUCUUCUCUAGUUUGGUAGAUUCUCAACAAGUCUCGAUUUCCACGGAAAACCCAUCACUGUUCGUGUUUGUUUUGUAGAUUUUCUGGGAACAUUUUCAGGAAAGAUUAGGUUUCUAAGCCUGCUCUGGUCUCUGCUUUGAGUUUGAUCAAAGGUGAUGAGAGCGUGGUAAGGAAAAAUGUCAGCGAAGGCCUUGGACCCAAAGAGAUUGGCUGAAGCUUCCAUAAAAUCUAUUGGACUGGGAUACGAUCUCACAAAUGAUCUCAAGCUCAGAUCCUGCAAAAUAAAUUCUUCUGAUCCAAUAUUAAUUGCUAUAGACAAGUACCCAGCUCGGACCGUUGAGCUCCCGAACGGAGUUUCAUUCUCAAAUGUCCCCAAAUCAAUUAAAUGUGAUAAAGGGGAGCGUAUGAGAUUAUGCUCCGAUGUCCUCACUUUUCAGCAGAUGUCUGAGCAGUUCAAUCAGGAGCUAUCACUAUCUGGUAAGAUUCCAUCGGGGUAUUUCAACGCUGCAUUUGAAUUAUCAGAGGCCUGGCAGAAAGAAGCUGCAAAUACAAAAAGUCUUGCUUUUGAUGGCGUAUCCAUAACCUUGUACAACGUUGCAUUAGAGAAAACCCAGGUUGUUCUUCGUGAACAUGUCAAACAGGCUGUCCCGUCAUCAUGGGAUCCGGCUGCGUUGGCAAGAUUCAUUGAGAAGUUUGGAACGCAUGUCAUAGUUGGGGUGAAAAUUGGGGGAACUGACAUAAUAUAUGCAAGGCAGCAAUUCUCAUCUUCUGUCCAACCCACGGAUGUGCAGAAAAAAUUGAAAGAGAUGGCUGACAAGUUCUUUGUAAAUGGUGCUGGACGAUAUUACACAAACGAUGAAAAAUUUAAUCAGAAGGAAAAGUUUUUGAAAGAGAAUGUGCUGGGUGUGACAGUUGCAUCUAGUUCCUAUUACUCUCUUGAGUUGCAGGAUAUUAAGUUCAUGGGCAGAAGGAAGGGUGGGAGAAGAGAAAGAAAUUUGACCCACGCUGAGUGGUGCCAAACUGUUCCAUCGCAACCUGAUGUGAUCUCAAUGUCAUUUAUACCAAUCACAUCUUUACUUAGUGGAGUUAAUGGGAGUGGAUUUUUAACUCAUGCUAUAAACCUCUAUCUCCGCUAUAAACCCCCGAUUGAAGAACUGCAUCAAUUUUUGGAGUUCCAGCUUCCACGACAAUGGGCUCCAAUUUUUGGAGAGCUUGCCCUUGGUCCUGAUAGAAAGCCACAAACUAUGGCAUCUUUGCAAUUCAGUUUCAUGGGUCCUAAGCUCCAUGUAAACACAACGCCGGUUGAUGUGGGCGAGAAACCUGUCACGGGCCUUCGAUUAUAUUUAGAAGGGAAAAAAAGCAAUCGCCUGGCAAUCCAUUUGCAGCAUCUUUCAUCACAGCCUCAGACAUUCCUGCUUGAAAAUGAUAAGAAUGGGAAUGUCUUGAACGCCACGUUGGAACGCAAGUACUUUGAGAAGGUUCAAUGGAAGAGUUUCUCCCAUGUGUGCACAGCCCCAGUUGAACCAUAUGAGGAUACCUCCAUAGUUACCGGUGCAUGCUUUGAAGUCAGAGACCAUGGCCUGAAGAAAGUUCUAUAUCUCAGACUUAAGUUUGCCAAAGUCAUCGGCGCAACCAGUGUCAGAGCUGCUGACUGGGACGGUUCACCCGGCUUGACUCACAAAUCCGGAAUGAUCUCAACCCUGAUCAGCACUCGCUUCUCAUCCGCACAGAAACCGCCACCUAGCCCAGCCGAUGUGCACAUAAACUCUGCUUUAUACCCUAAUGGACCUCCUGUGCCUACUCAAGCACCAAAGCUGUUGAAGUUUGUUGAUACUACAGAGAUAACUAGAGGACCACAGGACUCACCAGGCUAUUGGGUUGUGUCUGGGGCAAGGCUGUUAGUGGAGAAUGGUAAAAUAUCACUGAAAGUGAAGUACUCUCUUUUAACUGUUAUUCCACCCGAUGAAGAGGGUGGAAGCUAUUGAGAAUUUUACACUGUGAGACGCAGAUAGCUUUUGUAUAUAGUACAAGUGUCUGAUUCUAUUCCAUUGUACAUUUUCAAAUUUUUAUGUGUUCAUUAUAGGUUAUUGCUUGAUAUUUCUCGUUGCCAUUAUUUGUAAACUUCAGAUGAAGAUUUUUGUGGGGUUCCUUAAUGUAAUUAUGGCCUGCUCAUAUUUUUGAUUC
Neltuma alba is the source of this 2405-nucleotide messenger RNA. Its product is annotated as MACPF domain-containing protein At4g24290. The coding region runs from base 398 to 2206 and encodes 602 amino acids. Gene Ontology annotation, biological process: regulation of salicylic acid mediated signaling pathway; plant-type hypersensitive response. The transcript is spliced from 7 exons. Gene Ontology annotation, cellular component: plasma membrane. Lineage: Eukaryota; Viridiplantae; Streptophyta; Magnoliopsida; Fabales; Fabaceae. The record is from RefSeq and is a predicted model, not a curated record.